AUGGCUCUGGUCUUGUGUGUCUUUGCUUUGCUGAGUUCAGUCUGCCUGGUAGAAGCCAACAUCUUUGAGUACCAGGUGGAUUCUCAGCCACUCCGGCCCUGUGAGCAGCAGAGGGAAAAGGCCUUCCUGAAGCAGGCCGAAUAUGUUCCACAGUGCUCCGAAGAUGGAAGCUUCCAGACAGUCCAGUGCCAAAAUGAUGGUCAAUCCUGUUGGUGUGUGGAUGUUGAUGGCAGGGAGGUACCUGGCAGCAGACAGCUGGGGAGGCCAACAGCUUGUCUGUCCUUCUGCCAGCUACACCGGCAGCAGGUCCUGCUGAGCAGCCUCAUUAACAGCACGAAUGCGCUCUACCUCCCUCAAUGCCAGGAUGCGGGGGACUACGCGCCAGUGCAGUGUGACCUGUGGCAGGUGCAGUGCUGGUGUGUAGACACAGAGGGCAUGGAGGUGUACGGCACCCGGCAGCUGGGGAGACCAACGCGGUGUCCAAGGAGCUGUGAGAUACGGAACCGUCGUCUCCUCCACGGGGUCGGAGACAAGUCGCCACCCCAGUGCACUGCAGACGGGGAGUUCAUGCCUGUCCAGUGCAAGUUUGUCAACACCACAGAUAUGAUGAUCUUCGAUCUGAUCCACAGCUACAACAGGUUUCCAGAUGCGUUUGUGACCUUCAGUUCCUUCCGGAGCAGGUUCCCUGAAGUGUCUGGGUACUGUUACUGUUCCGACAGCCAGGGGCGGGAGCUGGCCGAGACAGGUUUGGAGCUGUUACUGGAUGAAAUUUACGACACCAUUUUUGCUGGCCUAGACCGAGCUUCCACUUUCACUCAAAGCACCAUGUACCGGAUAUUGCAGAGACGCUUUCUGGCCAUUCAAUUAGUCAUCUCUGGCAGAUUUCGAUGCCCCAGCAAGUGUGAAGUAGAGUGGUUUGCUGCCACCAGCUUUGGUCACCCAUACAUCCCGAGAUGCCACAGAAAUGGAGGCUACCAAGCAGUACAGUGCCAGACAGGAGGGCUGUGUUGGUGUGUGGAUGCCCAGGGGAGAGAGAUCCCUGGCACUCAGCAGCAAGGGCGGCCACCAUCUUGUGUGUUAGGCGAGCAGGUGGAAGAAGCCCUGGACCUGAGAUAA
Molecule: messenger RNA, 1116 nt
Organism: Myodes glareolus (Bank vole)
Lineage: Eukaryota; Metazoa; Chordata; Mammalia; Rodentia; Cricetidae
Source: RefSeq, a predicted model, not a curated record